GUUUCCGGUUGGCGGUUUCUAUGGCGGCGGCAGCGCAAGCGGGGUGAUGUUCAACCUUCUCAGAGUUGUGAAAAUGCAGGCGCCUAUUGGACAUGCUCGGCCUUUACUCCAGCUCACAUUAGCUCUGAUAAAACCUGAUGCUGUAGCUCACCCCUUAAUCCUGCAGGCUAUCCAUCAGAAGAUAUUGGACAACAACUUUAUCAUCCUGAAGCACAAGUAUUUAAAAUGGCGUCAGGAAGAAACUCAGGCAUUUUAUGCAGAGCAUUCAGGUCGAUUUUUCUAUCAGCGCGUGGUGGAGUUCAUGACAAGUGGUCCGAUGAGAGCGUACGUCUUGGCUCGUGAGGAUGCCAUCCAGCAUUGGCGUUAUGUGAUGGGCCCAACUAAGGUGUACCGAGCACGGUACACUGCUCCGGAAUCAAUCCGUGGCACCUAUGGGCUGACAGACACCAGAAACACCACACAUGGCUCAGACUCCCCAGAAUCAGCAGCAAAGGAGAUUUCCUUUUUCUUUCCUGAGUUUAAGCAGCAGCAGUGGAUCAACAAGGAGGAGAUGUCUUAUCGCCAAGGACUAUACUUUUACCAUUCUGAGAAACAGCUACACCUGCUCAGGACACGCCAACAGCAACCAGUGCAGACUCAAGAGAGCUCACCACAGGCUGACUUCGAGGGCACUGACUGCACACUGGAUUCAAGGGCACAGAUCGAGAGGGUAGUGACCACAGGCCAAUUGUGAGGGCAUGGACUACAGCCCGGGCAUGAGAGCAUCUAUUUCUGGGUCAUGGAUUUGACUGCAGGUGAUUCAGGUCCAUUUGAUGCUCAUUGUGGUCAAACAACCUGAGCGUUCACUGUCAGUGUUCCCCAGUCAGCAAGCCCCACUCACUGGGGCCCGAGGUCAGUCUGGUUACAGCCUGCUUGCGUCCCUCUGACUCUGUUGGAGAAUUGAUAGACUACAUUCGGAUAGGCGAAGCAGGGAACACUCCACAAUGGAGUUCCAGCUUCUCACUGUCGAUCGUAACUCCGUGCAAUAACAACAGACGAACCAGCACUGAUAGAAUUGGUGUUCAUGGGCAAACUGGAGUUUGGAACUUGAACGUUCCUGACUAUUACCUUUAUCUUUAAACUGGCUACUGUGACAAUCUGACUCUCUCACUGUGAUUGUUCUGGUUAUUUUGAAUAAAAGAUUUGUAUAUUUGUA
Molecule: messenger RNA, 1195 nt
Organism: Hemiscyllium ocellatum (epaulette shark)
Lineage: Eukaryota; Metazoa; Chordata; Chondrichthyes; Orectolobiformes; Hemiscylliidae
Gene: nme6
Product: NME/NM23 nucleoside diphosphate kinase 6
Exons: 6
Coding region: 47-733 (228 amino acids)
Biological process (GO): CTP biosynthetic process; GTP biosynthetic process; UTP biosynthetic process
Molecular function (GO): nucleoside diphosphate kinase activity
Source: RefSeq, a predicted model, not a curated record